AUGGUCACAAUUGCCAAACACGCGGCAUCCGUGCUUGUUUACCUGCUCGUCACCCUCCAGCUGGCACUGCUGUGUAGCCAAAAGGCAGCAUCUGCCGUUACCCACGCCAUAGCGGCAACUUCCGAUGCCCCAAUGGCGCUCGAAAAGGCCGAUUUUGACAAGCGCGCUGUGGUUGAUGUCAACAUUGUAACCCCGGCAUUCCUCAUACAAAUGCCGUUCUCGGUCGGCACUGGGCCUAGCUCGGUAUCAGGCACAAUCUUCAUCUACUAUCAGGCUACUCGCUCGGUCAAGGCUGUCGGCGGGCCUGGCCAGUUUUAUACGGCACGUAUUUCAAUUACCACAUUCCUGUUUGUAUUUGAGUAUCAGAGUAGCGUUGUACUCCCCGGACACUCCAAUUUACAUUAUUCCAAGGACACACUGUAUUUGCAGCAGGCACCAUAA
Molecule: messenger RNA, 441 nt
Organism: Kickxella alabastrina
Lineage: Eukaryota; Fungi; Kickxellomycota; Kickxellomycetes; Kickxellales; Kickxellaceae
Exons: 2
Coding region: 1-441 (146 amino acids)
Source: RefSeq, a predicted model, not a curated record